Molecule: messenger RNA, 751 nt
Organism: Porites lobata
Lineage: Eukaryota; Metazoa; Cnidaria; Anthozoa; Scleractinia; Poritidae
Source: the annotation of a GenBank genome assembly
AUGGUGAGUUCCUUGCAGUCCAUUGUCUUGUACUCCGUACCGAUCGCGAUGUUGAUUGAGAUGCUAAAGAUUCUCCACCACCUACCCAUGGGCCAUGAGGUGUUUCGUGUGCUGUUCAGACGCUGUACCCACGAAGAGUUACGGAAUUGGGCCAAAACCUUCCCGUGGGACCACCCGAUCGCCCGCAAAUUAGACCAUGAGGUCCAUCGUCGCCGUAUGGCUGGUGAGUGUCAUGACUUUUCAUUUUUUUCGGGUGUGGGACCCUUUUUUCCUUAUACCUUUUUUUUGAUUUUUCAUAGAGGUAUUCAAGGGGUUCGAGUUUCUACGCACCGUGCUGUGGCCUGUCCAUCUAUGUCUUUGCCCUCGACGUGCCCGACUCAAUUGGGCCGCACGGUUCUGGGUGCCAAAUUGUUCGUGUUAAUUUUUUUUUUUGUCAGAUUCAUGGGAGUACAUAGAAAACCAACCCGUGUGCCAUAUAUACCAGUGGCUCGCCCAUCCCACUCCUGGUGGAGUGUGUAAUCAUUGUGAACGGAUGAUGGAUGGAUUCAGGUUGGAUGACCUGAUUGCUCGCCGUAGGGUGGGGUCCCUCACUGAAGAUGAGAUUGUAAACUAUGUGCAGAGUGGGGACCCCAAUUAUCGGGAUUGGGAUGAUUUUCCGUUACGUAUGACGUUUCGUAUUAAUUCGUUUUUACGGUCCCAGGGUAUUGUGGGUGAACCGGAUUUGGCGGCCCUGGAUUUUUUAGAGGAUUAA